AUGUCGACACGAGUUCACAGUUUAUUUGGAAAGCUCAAAGGUAAAGGUAAGCCAUCACUAUAUUAAAGUUUCUUUUAAAGUUUAGGUAUCAAAUUGCAACGAAAUCAGUCUGAACCACAUUCUUUUUACCGAAAAACAAUUUUGUUACCUAAAAUAUUUCUUUCAGGUUUAUUUAAGAAGAAAGACUCGAAGUCAGAGCCAGAAGAGGUUGAUGAAGAUGUGGCGAGUUCAUCAGUGUUCCAAGCCAAUUCUAUUGAUGCUCCAACCGUCAUCAGAAGUUUCGAAGAGUUGUUUUCGGAAUUAUCAGCUAUGACAUACUUUAUGAGGUAUCUGGAGAGGAAUGGAGCUUCAAAUUUACUCAAGUUUUGGAUUCAUAUUGAGGGAUUUCAAAGUGCUGGGGAUAAUCAAGGUAAAUUUUGGUUUUACUUUUAUUUUUGUGGUUUAGGUAUGGAGUUUUAAUGAUGUACAUGUAAAGAAAGGUUCUUUUUGGUGCUUAAAAUAAUAAAACUUGUUUUAGACAUUGAAAAGGAAGCUCGUCAGAUAUGGAACACCUAUUUAUCGCCAUCAGCCUUUCAAAGGAUCAACCUUCCUACUGCUGUAGUUAAAUCUAUAGGUGAGUAUACCUAUAAGACCUUUAGGAAACUUUUUUUUAAUUGGUGUAUGAAUUAACAACGAGUGAAAAAAGCAUAUAAGGGACAUAAAGAAAGAAAUAUAUAAGUGACAUAAUUUUAGACUUUGAAACCUUGAACAAAGUGGAUUGUUACUCAAAAGCCCAAAGUUAUGUAUGGGAUCAGCUGAAGAACGUUCAUUUUAAAGGCUUCAUGAAGAGUCCUUACUUCAUCAUGCACCAAGUUGAAUGUUUCAAAACUGGCUGUCUUGAACUCGUCGACAUUCUCAGCGAUCAUCGACUUCUUAGCCCGUUUGUUGAGGUAAAAUACGGCUUUUUUCUCUAUUUUCGUCGAGAAUUGUUCUAAAAAGUUGAAAGAAGAUACUAAAACUAGGGUUUAUAAGCUUAAAAUUGUGUUUUUUCUCAACUUCUAAACUUGAUUUAUAUUUACUGAUAAGAAUUUAUAGCCUAAAGCUUUAGUAUAAGAUAUAUUUACUUCACAAUAGUCAAAAGUAUUGUUAUCAAUGUAGUGAUCACGUUCAUUUUCAGUUCCUUGAAUCCCAGCACCGCCAGAACUUGAUAGAAUUCAUUCUGACAGUAGAAUCAUACGAAGAACAGAUAGUAAAUUGUUCUCCAGAAGAGAAACAAGAAGCCGCGAUGAUAAUAUACAACAAGUACAUAUCGAUGCAAGCGACAGAUCCAUUAGAGUUUGACAGUGCGAUCAGAACCGAUGUGGAGAGUAAAAUAUGCACAGAGAAUGGCAUUCCUCAAGGCGCAGUUUUUAAUAAGGCUAAAUAUGCUUCACAGGCUGUGCUUGAAACGGUAUGUGGGUUUUUCAAAGUUUUUGGGUUUUGAGCGUGGUAAAUUUAAUUUUUUAAGUGGUGUUUCUUGAAUUUUUUCGAAAUUUUUUAUUUUUAAAAUUUAACUUUACAUUUUUAAAAAAUAGUGUAAUAUAGCAGGUUUUUAUGUUAAUGUCAAUUUUAAAAAGCUUUUGUUUUUAGCACUACAUUCCAAUGUUUAUGAAGACUGAUCUCUACCGAAGCUAUGUUGAUAUGUUGGCAAAAUCCGUUCAGAGGUUUGUACAAAUGGAAGAUGACAGGAGUAUACACAACAAUGAGCUGAGGAUGAAGAGAAGUGAGAUUCGGAAAAAUUUUUAUUUUAUCUUUUUAAAUUUUUUAUGUUAGACUAGUUAAAAAAGUUAAUUUAAAGUAUAUUGGCAUAGUUGUGUAAAAAAAGUAUUUAGAAGCCGUAUCUAAAAAUGUUUUUUGUUCAUUACAAGACUUAAAACUUCAUUUUCAGCUUCACUACCAGCCGAACCUACUUUUAAACCUAUCGAUUCAAACAUAAACAACAAUAAAAGUAACAAUUGUAAAGGCUUGUUAACAACACAGUUAUCAACAAACUCAACCCCAGUCAAAAGAGAGUAUAAUCACUACAAGGACAGAUCAAUCAGUACCUCAUCGACAGUCGGCGACGACGAAAGCAGCUCUCAAUGUAGCGAUGCUUCUGUUUCAAAGCGAUUACCUAGCGCUUUGGGCCGGAUUGACAUUUUAGGAAGAUACGAAAGCCUGUUCGACACAUCACUAUAUCAUAAUGAAGAAACACCAAAGUCUGGCUUCAGAGGAGUGUUAAACAAGUAUCUAAAGCAGUCAAUGGCACAAGAAGACGAAAAGUCAUACGAAAUGGCUAGGUUGAUAGUAGAAGACAUUCAGAAUAUGGUGAUUAAUCAUGAAAAUGAACGGUCGUUACCUGCUACUCCUAGGAAGACGAAAGCUGAAGCUUAG
This is a messenger RNA of Bursaphelenchus okinawaensis, 2391 nucleotides long. The record is from the annotation of a GenBank genome assembly. Lineage: Eukaryota; Metazoa; Nematoda; Chromadorea; Rhabditida; Aphelenchoididae.